CAAAGUGGUAAGUAUAGGCCUUCCUAAAAUUGUGUCACAAGUUAUUUAAAUGUGUUUAUUUGCGUUACAUAAAACAAUUCAUUAUUUCUCCGUCCCUUCAGCGCUUCAAAUAUACGCUGAACCAGCCCUCAGAACCAUUAAUGGUCAUUUUGGCCAAGGGAUUGCCAGCGAGGAUGACUCCGCGCAAGCCAGUGCUCCUCUCAUUGAUGCCACAAAGGCCCACAGAGAUGCCAUCCCUGUGAUGACAGUGCUCCGCGGAUACGGAGGCUUGCAUUUCUUAACGGCUUGCGAAGUCCUCGUAAGAGAUUUAGGCAACAUCUAUCCUGAGUGGGCCACACUGGCCAAGAUAGCAUGCGUGAUCCCUGUCUCCAGUGUGCCGGCAGAGAGAGGAUUCUCUCUACAGAACAGAAUCAAAACAGCGCAGCGAAGUCGGUGAUGGAAUUUACCGGCACGGUGAUUCCGUUGAUGACAUGGAAAAGGCCAUAGAUGAAGUCCUGAUUAAGCAGCUGGACGAAAAACUAAAGAAGAGUGACUUUAUCGGAAUAAUCAUUGACGAGACGGUUAAUAUCACUGUGGACAAAAAGCUGAUAAUAUACGCCAAGUUGCAAAUUAAAGGAAAAGUGGAGACGUGUUUUUUGGGAAACUAUGACGUGCACUCCGGGACAGCACAGUGUAUAUUUGACAAGGUGGAUGAGGUGCUCCGCGAGAGGGAUGUGAAACUGUCAAGCGCCAUUGGCCUGGGCUCAGACGGGGCUAGUGUAAUGAUGGGCAAACGUGCUGGAGUUGGUGCUCUUCUGAAGAGAGAGAGUGCGUUUUGCAUUCAGGUGCACUGUGUUGCCCACCGAGCUGCGCUGGCCGCGCUAGAUGCUGCAAAAGCUGUGGACCAAGUAGGAGUUUACAAGCGCACAGUAUCCUCUGUGUACUCAUUUUACAAGCACUCAGCCAGCAGGACCAAUCGCCUCCGUCAAAUGACAGCAGCGCUCGGGGAUGAAGAUGUGAAAAGCCUAAAGCAGCAGUGCACUGUCCGCUGGUUAUCCUUGCACAGGGCAGUGGAGGGUAUCAAGCUAAGCUGGCCUGCUCUGGUGAUGGAGCUACAUGAAGAGGCUGUUGGAGGAAAUGCCCAAGCAAAAGGCAUCCUUGGUCAAAUCCAGCCAUACUGCUUUAUCGCCUGGACUCACGCACUGGCUGAUGUGCUACCUGUUAUGACCAAACUGAAUUUGGUUUUCCAGAAAGAGGAUGUCAAUCUGGCCACAAUCCGACCAAUGGUUCACGCAUCAGUUGCGGAUUCCCCCGGUCCCGAAGAAGAGAGGUUUCAGGCAGAUUGCCAAAAUGGCCUGUACAGGGAUGUGAAUGUGACACACGCAGAUGACCGGUCCCGGCAGGCUUUCAGUAAUGUCCGCGUACGCUACAUUACACAUCUUAUAGAUGCUUUACACAACCGCUUUCCUGAAGAGUCCCUGAGUAUUAUCACUAGCUUUGACGUCCUUCUGAACCCAUCCCGAUACCCAAAUGCACAAAGUGCGCUUCAAAUAUACGCUGAACCAGCCCUCAGAACCAUUAUUGGUCAUUUUGGCCAAGGGAUUGCCAGCGAGGAUGACUCCGCGCAAGCCAGUGCUCCUCUCAUUGAUGCCACAAAGGCCCACAGAGAUGCCAUCCCUGUGAUGACAGUGCUCCGCGGAUACGGAGGCUUGCAUUUCUUAACGGCUUGCGAAGUCCUCGUAAGAGAUUUAGGCAACAUCUAUCCUGAGUGGGCCACACUGGCCAAGAUAGCAUGCGUGAUCCCUGUCUCCAGUGUGCCGGCAGAGAGAGGAUUCUCUCUACAGAACAGAAUCAAAACAGCGCAGCGAAGUCGGUGAUGGAAUUUACCGGCACGGUGAUUCCGUUGAUGACAUGGAAAAGGCCAUAGAUGAAGUCCUGAUUAAGCAGCUGGACGAAAAACUAAAGAAGAGUG
Messenger RNA from Trematomus bernacchii (emerald rockcod), 1951 nucleotides. RefSeq names its product zinc finger protein 862-like. NCBI's taxonomy places the organism in Eukaryota, Metazoa, Chordata, Actinopteri, Perciformes, Nototheniidae. Bases 471 to 1856 code for a protein of 461 amino acids. The transcript is spliced from 3 exons. The record is from RefSeq and is a predicted model, not a curated record.